AUGAAGCAUUAGACGCCUAUCAAAAAUCCUUGACAAUUUGGGAAAAAUGUCUUCCAAUUAAUCAUCCACAUCUCGGUGAUGCUUACGGAAAUAUCGGUGUACUACAACGUAUUUUAGGUAACAAAGAACUAUCAUUAGAACAUUUUCAAAAAUCUUUGAAAAUUCGUACACAAUCAUUACCAGCACAGCAUCCUGAUAUCGCCUUUACGUUAAGAAAUAUCGGUUUAGCUUAUGAAGAUAUGAAUGAAUAUGAUCGAGCAUUGACUUAUUACAAGAAAGCUGCUGCUGUUCUUCGACAAGCAUUUAUUACAACGCAUCCAUAUGUUAUGGAAAUUCGCAAUGACAUUGUACGUGUUAUAAAUAAAAUUGAUCAAUAG
This is a messenger RNA of Adineta ricciae, 377 nucleotides long. NCBI's taxonomy places the organism in Eukaryota, Metazoa, Rotifera, Eurotatoria, Adinetida, Adinetidae. The record is from the annotation of a GenBank genome assembly.